AUGGUGAACCAAGCGCCUGGUACACAUUUACAUAUUAACGUCGCUAAAUCCAGAUAUAUCAUUCCUAAUCCGCUUAAUCUGCCGACUUACAUCAAACUUCUUUUCAAAUUAUGGGUUGUACUCCUGUUUAAAUGCGGAAAUGGUCCGCUUGCUCUUCAAGAAUUUCAUUCAAAGAUGAUAGAAGUUUUCGCCUGCCGUAAUCCUGAACGAUGGGCCAUAGCUGCGAAAUUAUUCUUUGGCACCAAAACGAUUGCCGGGGGUAAAAUGAAAAUGGCGUAUUCGAUACUUUACAAUUUAAGUCCCACUAGAAUUUUUUUGUUGUCAGAAGACACAAUUGUUGAAGCUGAGCGUGAGAUGGAAAGCAUUCUUCUUAAAUUAAAAAACUUGUGGACUCACAGACCUACCGUGAAUUUUGAGGGUAAUGCUUAUAAUGUGGGCGACUUUAUUGUUCGUGCAGCUAAUCCAGUAUCUGCAAAUGUAUCCUAUAAAGGCAUGCUAGUUGAGGUUGAAUACCUUCCUGCCGUUCAUCCGUACGUUGCUAAUUCACUUUUACGCGAAUUUCUCACAAUGAUCGUUCCUCCCACUAUGGAAGUUGUGCAGUGGGAGCCAAAUGAAGAAAAUUCUUAUUCUAAAGUUGGUCUAUCCGAAGAGGUCUUUACAAGAACACAUACCAGUUAUCAGUACAUUAUGCUGUUCAAAAAGGAGAAUUUAUUGUUAUAA
Molecule: messenger RNA, 720 nt
Organism: Acaulospora morrowiae
Lineage: Eukaryota; Fungi; Glomeromycota; Glomeromycetes; Diversisporales; Acaulosporaceae
Source: the annotation of a GenBank genome assembly